Oldenlandia corymbosa var. corymbosa is the source of this 483-nucleotide messenger RNA. The record is from the annotation of a GenBank genome assembly. NCBI's taxonomy places the organism in Eukaryota, Viridiplantae, Streptophyta, Magnoliopsida, Gentianales, Rubiaceae.
AUGGGAAUACUCAAAGCAGUGGCUGUCAUCUCCUCCCCCUCCGGCAACAUCAACGUUAAGGGCUCUCUCCAAUUCAUCCAAGACACCUCCACUGGGGUGACCCAUGUGAAAGGAACAAUACUUGGGCUUACUCCGGGUCUUCAUGGAUUUCAUAUUCAUGCCCUUGGUGACACCACCAAUGGCUGCAAUUCCACUGGACCUCAUUUUAACCCACUAAAUAUGGAUCAUGGGGCACCGUCUGAUCAAACUCGUCAUGCUGGUGAUUUGGGGAACAUCAUUGCUGGUUCAGAUGGAGUUGCCGAGCUAUCAAUCAAAGACAAACAGAUUCCACUAAGUGGGCCACACUCUAUUUUGGGUAGGGCUGUUGUUGUUCAUGCUGAACCAGAUGAUCUUGGAAGAGGUGGGCAUGAACUUAGCAAAACAACUGGGAAUGCCGGCGCAAGGGUUGGUUGUGGGAUUAUCGGGCUGCAGUCGUCAGUAUAG